UUGCCCUGCGCCGCCGCCGUCAAAAUCCGAAGACUUGUUUGUAGAUCGCCGAGCGGUAGUUUCGGUCGCGCUCCUGGGUCCGCACCUCUGCUGGAGGCCGCAGCCAGACCCGCGCCGGAGCCAUGGUGCGUUGGAUUCCGAGCUCAGGCAGGGUUGGGGCAAAGAUCCGCCGACUGGGGGAUGUUUCGCAACCAGUAUGACAAUGAUGUCACUGUUUGGAGCCCUCAGGGCAGGAUUCAUCAAAUUGAAUAUGCAAUGGAAGCUGUUAAACAAGGUUCAGCCACAGUUGGUCUGAAGUCAAAAACCCAUGCAGUGCUGGUUGCACUGAAGAGAGCACAGUCAGAGCUUGCAGCUCAUCAGAAAAAAAUUCUCCAUGUUGACAACCAUAUUGGUAUCUCGAUUGCGGGACUUACUGCUGAUGCUAGACUGUUAUGUAACUUUAUGCGCCAGGAGUGUUUGGAUUCCAGAUUUGUAUUUGACAGACCUCUUCCUGUGUCUCGUCUUGUAUCUCUAAUUGGAAGCAAGACCCAGAUACCAACGCAACGAUAUGGCCGGAGACCAUAUGGUGUUGGACUGCUUAUUGCUGGUUAUGACGAUAUGGGCCCUCACAUUUUCCAGACCUGUCCCUCUGCUAACUAUUUUGACUGUAGAGCUAUGUCCAUUGGAGCACGUUCUCAAUCAGCUCGUACUUACUUGGAGAGACAUAUGUCUGGGUUUAUGGAGUGCAAUUUGAAUGAACUGGUUAAACAUGGUCUGCGUGCCUUACGAGAGACACUUCCUGCAGAACAGGACCUAACUACAAAGAAUGUUUCCAUUGGAAUUGUUGGUAAAGACUUGGAGUUUACAAUUUAUGAUGAUGAUGAUGUAUCUCCAUUCCUGGAAGGUCUUGAAGAAAGACCACAGAGAAAGGCACAGCCUGCUCAACCUGCUGAUGAACCUGCAGAAAAGGCUGAUGAACCAAUGGAACAUUAAGUCAUAAACCAGUCUAUCUGUAUAUUAUCAAAUAUGUAAGAAUUCAGGAGCACGUACUGAUGACAAUAAUCUAUACUUUGAACCAAAAGAUGCAGGGUGGUCUUAUGGUAUGUUUUAGGAAUCAGCCCAGAUGUGUUUUUCCCAGGCUACUUCUCUGAAACCAUAUGAUGGUAUGCAUUUUUUUUUUGAGAGGGUCUAUAUAAUCAUUUUCUAGAAAGUAUAGUUAUCUGUACUAAUGUUUUUAUAUGAAGAACAUAGUGUCUUUGUGGUUUUAAAGACAACUGUGAAAUAAAAUUGUUUCACCUGCUGGUG
Molecule: messenger RNA, 1284 nt
Organism: Herpailurus yagouaroundi (jaguarundi)
Lineage: Eukaryota; Metazoa; Chordata; Mammalia; Carnivora; Felidae
Gene: PSMA1
Product: proteasome 20S subunit alpha 1
Exons: 10
Coding region: 181-972 (263 amino acids)
Biological process (GO): ubiquitin-dependent protein catabolic process
Cellular component (GO): proteasome core complex; proteasome core complex, alpha-subunit complex
Source: RefSeq, a predicted model, not a curated record